ACCGAGAAUGCCCGUGUUGUACUGACACAGUAGCGAUACGGGCUGAGCAGACAUGGAGGCCCGAUUAACGAGAGAGGCCCGCGCUGACACAUCCAGGCCCAGCUAACGGCGUGUCGGAGCGGAUUUCGCAGCGUCUCGGGAGAUAUUACGGAUACCAGUCGCCCCGAGGAGAAGGAGGAUUUUAGCACCGAGGAGGAAGAAAUAGAAGGAGAUCCAUUUCGGGUCUCUGUUGAUUCAACGCAGCCGCCAUUUUGUUGACAGUUAGUGUUUUUUUUUUUUUUUUUUUUUAAUAACCUACACGGCGCCUGCAUCUGUUAUUUCCCACCGCUGGAUUACAAGUCGCCGUAUUUUCGGCUGUUGGGAGAUAAUUUUGUCAAUAAUUAACUAUGAGGCCUCCACGUUGAUGCACACGAAGACAACACAGAGCCAAAUGAUGUGAACGCCGUUUCUGGACAAUUUCAGAGUUGAAGGACGGAAAGAGGGGGCUGGACAGCCAAGGAAGGGAACGAAGCCACUUCAAAACAAGGAGAGCUUCACUUUCACCUUUACUCCCCCUCCCCUUUCCCUUUCCCACCCCCCACCCCCCACCUUCAUCCCUCGCCCAUCCCCUGGACAAAAGCUCUACCUGCUUUCCACGCCAUCCACUCCCCAGUAAACUCGCACACACUGUGAAGUUCUGAUGGAUCAGAAAAGUCAGGGGAGAACUGCAACUCCUCCUCCUCUUCUCUCUGGUGCUAGCACAGGUGAGCGAGAGAAGGAGGGAGGGGGUGGAAAGAAAGAAGAGGAAGAGGACAAGAAGAGGGACAGAGAGAAGGAGGGAGCUGCGACCGUCUCUGCUGGUGCGGGAGGUGCCGGUGCUGGGGGGCCAGGCGCUGCUGGUGGCGACCAGUCUCAUUUUUCCAUCAAAGAGAGCAGUCUGUCUGAGGGCAAUGUCAAACUUAAAAUUGGCCUCCAGGCAAAGCGGAUGAAGAAGCCGCCAAAGAUCUUGGAGAACUAUGUCUGCCGACCAGCCUUCAGAGCCACUGUGCGGCACACAAAUCGUGGAGGAGGCGGUGCACGUGGGAACCGUGCUGGGACGACAGGUGAUGGGCCGGGCAGUCAGAACCAGAGCCCUUCACAAGGCAGGGAAAAAGAGAGGGAAAAGAGCCCCAGUGUAAACAAACCACCUGCUUCAUCAUCUUCAUCGGCCCCUUCUACUAAAGCUCCUACGCCACCUCCGUCUGCUUCUCCCUCUGCCAACCUGUCACCCUCCCAAGUGAAUGGGAGUGCUCCAGCAAAGAGGGGUCCACCAAAGAUGGACUGCAAGUCUGAUUCAAAGUCAGACUCAAAAGCAGCUACCACAACAUCUGACAGACCGCUUAACCUUCACCGUCCCCCACCCGACAGCAAAACUCAUUCUACUGGAAAGAAAACCCCCACUCCACAGCCCAACCCACGGACAUCUUCACCUUCUCCACCACUACCUGCAUCAAAGGAACCUACUUUUGAGGGUGUUAAGCCUCCUCAAUACACCUACAGCACAGAAAGUCAGAAAGAUAAGGACAAGAGUGUUCAAAGUUGGGGUGCGCCCACAGUCACUGAGAAAUUAGCUCAACUUAUAGCCACCUGCCCACCAUCUAAAACUCCUAAACCAGCAAAACCUGCAAAAAUUGAUACCACUCCUCCUCUCCCAAGCUCAGGCUUUAUGGCUCCUACGGCUAAACAACGAGACAGGGCCAUGGCCAAUAGGAACACAUACUCAAGAAUGGUUCACCUUUCACCACCACCUCCUGUGUCCAGACCACCUGGUCGGCCCUACGGUUCCAGGAACAAAGACAGCAUGACGGAAAAUUUGCCCGCCUUGACACCAUUGAGGAAGGAGGACUUUGAUGGGGAUGGAAAAGCUAGUAGCAGUAGUGGUACCAACAACAUCAGCAGCAGCAGCAACAACAGUAGUCGAAGCAGCAGUCCAGCAUUCACCUUUGGCAAUAGCCGCUUGUCAGCUAUGUCAAAGGACAGCAACAACGACAACAGCAACAGUAGCAUUUCAAAAUCACAGUUACGUCCUGCUCAUUGCCUUCCCCAUACAAGUACUCCAUCUUGUCCUACUUCAUCCUCCUCCACCUUGAACGAGCAGCGGACAGUCAGCGCAGUGAGUCACCUGGGCUCUCCAGUUCCCUCACAAGGACAUCAUGCUCGGGAGUCCCCUAACCUUGCAGAAGAAAGCAGUGUGGGUGAGAGGGAGCAGGGCAGGGACAGCCCUAGAGAUUUAACCAAGUGCCCUCCUUUAACAGGACUGGGAAAACCAGAGGGGAAAGAGAAGGGGAUAAAUAAUCAGUCACUGCGAGUUGAAAGGGGUAAAAGUUCUAGUCCAAGUAAGCGGAGUCCCCACCAGGACAGCAGUCGACCUAGUCGAGCUAGCAGUUCCCCUGAAUCUGUGAGACAAAGGGCACCUUCUCCAGAUCCAGAUGAUGAUGACGAUGGCUCACAAACACCUCUGAGAGAUGAUUCUCCCGAUUCAUCCAUAGAUUCUCCUGCAGAACAGGACAACAAACCCCUUAAAAAACGCAGGGGAAGGAAACCUCGCUGGUCCCGUAUGAUGAACAAAACUCAGAGUCAUAGGGCAGGAAUUGACAUUCCCUUCAGUGAGAGCAAAACCAUCAUGCCUUUAUCGUCAAGCCUGGAAAUACUUUCACCCCCAGUUAAAAGACCUGUAGGCAGGCCACCCAACCCAAAUAAAAUCAGACCAAAUCCUGUGCCACAAAGUCCAGUGUCACACUUGUUCCCAACCCAACCGAAAAAACGGGGAAGGCCAAAGUCUAAAAUGCCAACACUUGAUGCUCCUGCCCGUGGUAACCUCCCGAGUAAGCUGGCCCCCUCCAAGGUAUUUUCAUCAUUGUUGAAAUCGAAAGAAGAGCAGGAUCCACCUGUUCUUCACCCAGAGGUGGACCUUAACCCACCAAAACCAAUGCCAAGAAAACGUGGACGCCCCAAGCGCCUUCCUCCUACAUUACCCCAGGAGGGUCAGCCUCCAACAUUGGCUCCAGAACCUGGGGACAUGGGAGACAAAAGGUUCCGCAACAAAGGAAAUGGGCAACUUAUAAUGAAAACUAUUAUUGGCAAGAUCAACAAAAUGAAAAGUGUGAAACGAAAACGUAUUCUUAGUCAAUUCCUGUUAGGUCCAAGGACAGAAGACCCUCCUAAAACCACCACUGGUGGGGUAGUUGAAUCUGCAACUCAAUCACUGUCCUCCCUGGCUGCUUCUUUUGGGGGGAAAUUAGGGCCACAAAUCAAUGUCAGUAAAAAAGGCACAAUAUACAUGGGUAAGAGGAGAGGCCGCAAACCAAAAGCUGCCUCGCAUCCCACAGCUACAACACCAUCACCAGAACCCUUUCUGUCACCUAACACUACAUCCCCUCUUCAUCACCAUCAGUCACAGUCCCAGCAUCAGCACCAGCUCUCUUCUUCAGAGGUCUUUCCUUCCCCCUCCCUUUCGCAGUCCAGUGGAGGCCACAGUCCAGUCAGUGAUGCCAGCUUUGUGGAACCAGGCUCAGUACACUUUUCAGGUCACUCUCAUUAUUCUAGCUCUCAUCACGGCCACAAUACAUUUUCUUUUCCUCCUCCAACGUUCUCAGCACCUAAUCCUCGCAACCCGAUCCUCAGUUCGUCAUCUAUGGCCGCUGCAGCUUCCCAGAAAAAGUCGUCUUGCCGUGGAUAUCAUCACCACCACCAUCAUUACAGGCAGCAUUACCAUUAUCAUAAGCUUUCCCCUCCUAGACCACUUCAUCCCACCUCCCCUGCUCCCCUCAGUGAGCUAAAAGAAGCCACGCCGUCACCAGUUAGUGAGUCACACAGUGAGGAGACGGUGCCCAGUGACAGUGGUAUAGGAACUGACAAUAACAGCACCUCUGAUCGCGGUGAGAAAGCUGGAGGGGCGGGUAGUUUGGGUGGAAUUGGGAUGCCACCUGGGAUGGGCAGUGGACUACUAAUGCCAGGAGUCAUGGGUUCAGCAAUGGGUCCAGGGAUGGGUCUCAAUUCCAGAGGAAGACGUCGACACUCCGCUGUGCUUAUGGAACAUCCCUCACCCUCUCCAUCACCUCAUGGGACAAGGUCAUCUCCUGAUCCCCGAAGAUCUCACCCUGCAGCUCCUGCCUCCUCCCUAAUGGGACACAAGGAGAAACAUAAGCACAAAUGUAAACGUCGUAGCCAUGGAUGUCCUGGCUAUGACAAGCUUAAAAGACAGAAGAGAAAACGCAAGAAGAAAUAUUUGCAGUUGCGUUCUCGGCGGCUUGACCCGGACUUUCUUGCAGAGCUGGAUGAGAUUGUUGUGAGAUUAAGUGAAAUACGGAUAGCUCAUCGCACGACAGGGCACCGACUCAGCAGUGGAAUAGGCAUGGCGCCGGGUCCAAGCAGGGUGCCAGGGGUGGGGAGCAGAGUUGCUGGAGGAAUGGGAGGCACAACUGGUCCUCCUCCACAUCACUAUGUUCACAGAGACCUCCUACCUACAAUAUUCAGGGUUAAUUUUGGCAGCUUCUACUCCCAUCCUGCAUACUCCUGUGAUCCUUUGCACUAUGUUCGAAAGCCAGACAUGAAGAAGAAAAGGGGAAGACCUCCCAAACUGAGGGAGUCCAUGUCAGAGGUUCCCUUUGUACCUGGGCUUGGAUUUCCACUCUCCAGUGGAGGCUUUUACCACCCUUCUUACAGUGUUCCUUACUCGUCAGGGCCCCUGGGGUUGAGCUAUUACAGAGGUUACCCACCAACAAGCGCUUUGUAUCCCCACCCACACCAUCAGUCACCCCAUGCAGCCCCAUCCCACCACUCUCACCACUCACCAUCUUUCCCUCCACCUCCCCCCGCAUCUUACAUGCACCAUCAUCACCCUUCACAUCUCCUGCUGAACCCCUCCAAAUUUCACAAGAAAAAACACAAACUACUUCGCCAGGAGUAUUUGGGAGGAGGACGGUCUCCUGUUCUGUUCCCACCAAUGUCUUCUGAGCUUUCCUUCAAUUGGCAUCACAAACACAAACACAGACACAAACACAGAGAACGCUGUGCAGAGGAGGACAGGGAGGAACCAGCAAGAAGUGGAUCAGGGAGCCGAGCUAGUGCAGGGAUUUCAGACAGUGGAGCGUCGGGUAAAGGGGAGCGAGUCAGCAGUAUGGGAAUGGCAGAGUCUUUACAGCGAUGUCGCUUUGGGCGAGAUACUCCCAGCUCCAGUGCCAGCAAACAAGCAGCUGCUAACACUGCCAACUCCCCUUCUUCUUCCUCAUCUUCCUCAGCAGAAAGGUACAAGCGCAAAGAGGGCUCCAUGUCCUGUUUAGGACCUUCCAGGCUUGCUCUGAGUAGCAACUCAAAAGGCCACCACCCAGUUGAGUCUUGGUUCAGGAUGGGCAACUCUGAUGCAGACUACUCGAAGCUUUCACGGAGUCAUUUGGCAUCCGGCCAGGUUUCCUUCUCAGAUGGGCGAGCAGAAGACCCAGCAGGCUGCUCAGACAGUGAUGAUGACGAGCCCCUCACCCCCACAGAGGAUGUAGGAGCCCAUGAUUCUCCAAACCUUACAAAUCUAUUUGCCUCCGCUCUCACUCGCACUUCACUGAAGGGCGUCAGGAGUAAAAAGACUGAGGUACUUGCGGAGAGCUCCGGCUUUUCCCACUUGGACCGGCCGAUGAGGAAAGACCGCUCAACAUCAGCAGAAAGGAGAGAAUUAGGAUCAUCAGGUAUUCACACAAGAGGAGUUGCUCUCUCUCCCUCUGAGGAGCCUGAAGGAUCACUACACCACCGGCAUCAACACCAUCACCAGUCCUCACUGUUUCACUCCCACGGGUUAGCUUCCUCCUCUUCCUGCCUCUCUCCCUCUCAGGACUGUAGCCUGGACGCCUCCCUGCCUCACCACUCCCAUCGGACACAGCCGUCCAAGCACAGCCUGCACCACGUCAACAAAAUCCUGCGGGCAAAGAAGCUGCAGCGACAGGCUCGUACGGGAAACAACGUGGUCAAGAAGAGGGGCCCCGGACGUCCCAGGAAACACCCUUUACCUUCACCGCCGCCGUCUCCACCCCCUGUGGCUGAGCUGAAUCCGGCCCGGCACAGAGACAGAGGAGAACGGCAAGCAGGGGGAAAGGGCCGGGAGGGGGACACUGUGAACGAUGCUAUUGAGUCAGUAGUCCAGGGUCAGAGUAAAAAAGGUCAGAAGAGGAAGCACUGGGAAAGAGAUGGGAAUGAGGACGAGGAGGAAGAGGACAGAGAGGUACAUGAGCACGAAGAACAACUGCCCGACAGAGAGGAAACCCUCGGCAACCUGGUGGCUCGGUCAAAAAGUGGGACUGGAAGACUUUGGCUCAACCAAGAUGAGCUCCAGCACUUUCAUGGCUCAAUGGAAAGCAAGCCAGACGGCCCCUGCUCCCCGGAGCGCCCGAGCACCGUCCCUGGUGAGCAAGCUCCACCCAUGCCCAUACCCCCCCAGCGGGAGAAGAGACCAGCCCGGCCCCCGAAGAAGAAGUUCCAGAAAGCGGGGCUUUACUCAGACGUGUACAAGACUGAAGACCCUCGCACUCAGCUUCUGCAGCUAAAGAAAGAGAAGCUGGAGUACAUACCUGGGGAACAUGAAUAUGGAUUGUUUCCUGCUCCUAUCCAUGUUGGGAAGUACCUGAGGCAGAAGCGCAUUGAUUUCCAGUUGCCUUAUGACAUCUUGUGGUUGUGGAAACACGAUCAGCUUUACAAGAGGCCUGAUGUCCCCCUUUAUAAAAAGAUCCGAUCAAAUGUGUAUGUGGACGUGAAGCCUCUCUCUGGUUAUGAAACAACUACAUGCAACUGUAGACUUCCUGAGAGUUCUGGUGAAAAAGGCUGCCUGGAUGACUGCCUGAACAGGAUGAGCUUCGCCGAGUGCUCGCCGAGCACAUGCCCAUGUGGGGAUCAGUGUGACAACCAGCAUAUCCAGAGGCACGAGUGGGUUCAGUGUCUGGAGCGAUUCCGUGCCGAAGGGAAGGGUUGGGGCAUCCGCACCAAGGAGACUCUCCGCUCUGGGCAGUUCAUCAUCGAGUACCUGGGAGAGGUGGUCAGCGAGCAGGAGUUCAGGAGCCGUAUGAUGGAGCAGUACUUCUCCCACAGUGGCCACUACUGUCUAAACCUCGAUAGCGGCAUGGUGAUUGACAGCUAUCGGAUGGGCAAUGAGGCGCGCUUCAUAAACCACAGCUGCGAUCCCAACUGUGAGAUGCAGAAAUGGUCGGUGAACGGAGUCUACAGGAUCGGUCUCUUUGCUCUUAAGGACAUCACCAGUGGCACUGAGCUCACCUACGACUACAACUUCCAUUCUUUCAAUACAGAGGAGCAGCAAGUGUGCAAGUGUGGUUCGGAGAGCUGCCGGGGCAUCAUCGGAGGGAAGAGCCAGCGUAUAAAUGGCUUGCCCCCGAAGACAGGGGGGAGCCGGAGGCUGGGUCGAUUAAAGGAGAAGAGGAAGUCCAAGCACCAGCUCAAAAAGCGGGAGGAAGAAUCAAGUGACAGCAACAAGUUUUACCCUCAUCUAAUGAAGCCCAUGUCCAAUAGAGAGAGAAACUUCGUGCUGCGGCACAGAGUGUUUCUCCUGAGGAACUGGGAGAAGAUGAGGGAGAAGCAGGAGCUGCUGAAGAGAGAGGGCGAGAGAGAGCGGGACCCCGGCGGCCUCUCCAUGUACACCCGCUGGGGAGGCGUCAUCCGCGACGACGGCAACAUCAAGUCAGACGUGUUCCUGACGCAGUUCUCAGCUCUGCAGACGUCGCGGUCGGUACGCACGCGGCGACUCGCCGCUGCCGAGGAAAACACGGAGGUCACACGCACCGCUCGCCUGGCUCAUAUCUUCAAGGAGAUCUGUGACAUGAUCACCAGCUAUAAGGACUCGGCCGGCCAGACGCUUGCUGCUCCGCUUUUGAACCUCCCGUCCAGGAAGAGGAACAGCCAGUAUUAUGAGAAAGUGUCUGAUCCUCUGGACCUGAGCACCAUCGAGAAGCAAAUCCUCACCGGCCAUUAUAAGACUGUUGAAGCUUUUGACACGGACAUGCUCAAGGUGUUUCGCAAUGCUGAGAAAUAUUACGGCAGGAAGUCGUCGGUGGGCCGGGACGUGUGCCGGCUGAGGAAAGCCUACUACAGCGCCCGCCACGAAGCCGCCGUCCAGAUCGAUGAGAUCGUCGGCGAGACCGCCAGCGAAGCCGACAGCUCGGACUCGCUGGAGCGCGACCACGGCCACCACCACCACCACCACGGGGGAGGAGGGGGAGGAGGGGCGGGCUCUCACGACAAGGACGACGACGUCAUCCGCUGCAUAUGUGGAAUGUAUAAGGACGAAGGCCUGAUGAUCCAGUGCGAGAAGUGCAUGGUGUGGCAGCACUUCGACUGCAUGCGGCUGGAGACGGAGGUGGAGCACUAUCUGUGCGAGCAGUGCGACCCUCGGCCUGUGGACAGGGAAGUCCCCAUGUUACCUCAGCCCAGCUACGCUCAGGCUGGCUCCAUCUACUACAUCUGCCUCCUCAGAGAUGACCUGCUAUUGCACCAAGGUGACUGUGUGUACCUGAUGAGAGACAGCAGACGCUCACCUGAGGGCCAGCCUGUCCGACAGUCGUACCGCCUGCUGUCUCACGUCAACCGAGACAAGCUCGACAUCUUCCGGAUCGAAAAACUGUGGAAGAACGAAAAGGGAGAGCGGUUCGCCUUCGGUCAUCACUACUUCCGUCCUCAUGAGACGCAUCACUCUCCUUCGCGGCGUUUCUACCAGAACGAGUUGUUCCGCAUGCCGCUGUACGAGAAUCCCCUGGAGGCGGUGGUGGGACCCUGCUGCGUCCUGGAUCUCUACACUUACUGCAAGGGGCGGCCCAAAGGUGUGAAGGAGCAGGACGUUUACAUCUGCGACUACCGCCUGGACAAGUCGGCUCACCUGUUCUACAAGAUCCACCGCAACCGCUACCCGGUUUGCACCAAGCCAUACGCCUUCAACCACUUCCCCAAGCGGCUCGCCCCCAAAAGAGACUUCUCGCCUCAUUUUGUUCCGGACAAUUACAAGAGGAACGGCGGCCGGUCGGCCUGGAAGAGCGAGCGGCCCAAAGACGCCGGGGGCUGCGAUGACGACGGCUCGUCCUGCGACCGGGGCGAAGACUUCCCGCCGGAGAUGGACGAAGGACGAGGGGCGGAGGACGACAUGGACCUGCCUCCAGAUGACCCCGAGCUUCUCUCGGCCAAACCGCGGCGGACGGAGGGAGAGAGGGAGGGCGACGAGGACGAAGACGAGGACGAGGAGGAGGAGGACGGUCAGGCGGCGGAGGAGCGCAAGGAGCUGGACGAGGGUCCGGCCGAGAGGAUAGGGGAGAUGCUGGAGCUGCCGUCGUCCUCGGCCUCGUCGCCGCUGCACCACCCGGCCCUGGGCAGGAGGGAGGCCCAGAGGGAGCGGCUGAACAAGAUCCUCCUGGACCUGCUGCACAGAACGCCCGGCAAGAACGCCAUAGAUGUCACUUAUCUCCUUGAGGAGGGCGCCGGGCGGCGGCUGCGGCGGCGGACGCUCGCGUUCGGUGAUUUUGUGGGCAGAAAAUAACAUUUGUACGUGCCUGGCAAGCACACUGCCCGUCACCACCGUGAGCAAAGGGGUGCAGAGAAUGGAGAGACAGCAAAAAAAAAAAUGAAAAGGGAAAUGAGCAUUGUUGGCUAUCCAGCUAUUAGGGACCACAAUGCAUCCCUGGAGGCCCCUUCCAGUUUUACCUCUUCCAAGACCGUCGUCUCAAAUGUGAGAGGGCAGCGGGGGUUUGGAAGCGCUGACUUCAUGGCUGUUUCAGCUUCUCCAGCGUUCUCGAGGAUCAGACAGAGAGAGCUGAUCCAGACUUCCGGCUUAUUUGAGUCGUAUCCAUGCAAACCUCUUCUUCUUCUUCUUCUUCUUCUUCUUUUUUGUAACUAAACAAAACAAACAUAGGAGAAAUCACCCAUGCACUUAAAUGCAUCGAACAUGACAAACAUGGGGAGGUGAAUCCCACUGGCGAGCAAGAGAAAUGAAACAAGUGGUACUGAAUGGGGGGGAGGGAGGGACAGCGUUUCAUUUCAGUCAGCCGGGGGACGUGAAAGCUGACAAAUUGUUCCCCCUAGUGGGGCCUAGCUGCAAUGAAAUGAUGUGAGGGAUGAGAGAGGAUCUGCGCCAGGAGCACGAGAGAGAGAGAGAGAGGUGACAUGCUGCUGCUGCUGCUCUUAAGAGAGAGAAUGGGAAUGAGAGAGAGGGCGGUGAACUGCACUUUUGGUACCAUGGAUAUUGUGAAGCUCUGUGUAAUGUAUCUAUAAAUGAAAACACACUAACACAGUAUUGGAUGAUGCAGUCUGGGGGAAAAAAAAGCGCGUUUAAAAAGUCUAUUAUCUUUUUUGUUUUUUUUCUCUUAUACUGUAGUAACUCACUUAGAAAGCAGAGGAGGCCUGUGGUGUGUGUGUGUGUGUGUGUUUUUUUUAGAGUAAAAACACACAAAACAAAACAAAACAAAAUAGAACUCCAACACACUUGUGGUGUGUCGGUUUUUAAAGGGAGCAGGAGGAAGGUUACGUGUGCGCUUUUGUCAGUCAAGAAGUGUCUUGUCAAUAGUUUUAUUUUCUCGUGAGGCAGUCGGCUUCGCCCCUCUUUUUUGAAGUAAACAUGAUUCACCAGCUUAACUAAAUCAGGCGAGGGGGGGCAGGGAAAGGGGGGGGCACACCGGCUCCAACUGUAACGCCUUAUUACACAGCCGUGCUCUCCGACUGCCUUGCGUGCGAGUGUGUGUGUGCGCGCGCACGCACGCACGCACUUACCGUGUGCUCGCACUCUUGCCAGAUUUCAUG
Molecule: messenger RNA, 10788 nt
Organism: Salarias fasciatus (jewelled blenny)
Lineage: Eukaryota; Metazoa; Chordata; Actinopteri; Blenniiformes; Blenniidae
Gene: ash1l
Product: ash1 (absent, small, or homeotic)-like (Drosophila)
Biological process (GO): regulation of DNA-templated transcription
Cellular component (GO): nucleus; nucleoplasm
Molecular function (GO): histone H3K4 methyltransferase activity; chromatin binding; DNA binding
Source: RefSeq, a predicted model, not a curated record